Messenger RNA from Pteronotus mesoamericanus, 1885 nucleotides. It is a transcript of the gene PLIN1, whose product is annotated as perilipin 1. Gene Ontology annotation, biological process: lipid metabolic process. The record is from RefSeq and is a predicted model, not a curated record. NCBI's taxonomy places the organism in Eukaryota, Metazoa, Chordata, Mammalia, Chiroptera, Mormoopidae. The transcript is spliced from 9 exons. The coding region runs from base 146 to 1687 and encodes 513 amino acids. Gene Ontology annotation, cellular component: lipid droplet.
CUCCCCUCAGCCUCCUCCAGCUGAGAGGUGUCAGGAGUGUUGCCCAAGACUCCCCGGAGCAGCCGGACCGGCCUCUGCUGGAGGAGGCACUCUGUCCACGGCCGGGCGCUGGGACGGAGGCGGCGGCUAGACUUGACGAGCUACGAUGGCAGUCAACAAGGGCCCGACCUUGCUGGAUGGAGACCGCCCUGAGCAGGAGAACGUGCUGCAGCGGGUCCUGCAGCUACCCGUCGUGAGCGGCACCUGCGAGUGCGUCCAGAAGACCUACACCAGCACCAAGGAAGCCCACCCGCUGGUGGCCUCUGUGUGCAACGCCUACGAGAAGGGUGUGCAGGGCGCCAGCAGCCUGGCCGCCUGGAGCAUGGAGCCGGUGGUCCGCAGGCUGUCCACACAGUUCAUAGCGGCCAACGAGCUGGCCUGCCGGGGCCUGGACCACCUGGAGGAGACGAUCCCCGCCCUGCAGUACCCCCCCGAAAAGAUCGCCUCUGAACUGAAGGACACCAUCUCCACGCGCCUCCGCAGCGCCCGCAACAGCAUCAGCAUGCCCAUCGCCAGCACCUCGGACAAGGUCCUGGGGGCGGCCCUGGCCGGCUGUGAGCUCGCCUGGGGGGUGGCCAAAGGCACUGCCGAGUAUGCUGCCAGCACCCGCGCCGGCCGGCUGGCCUCUGGUGGGGCUGACCUGGCCCUGAGCGGCGUGGAGAAGGUGGUCGAGCGCCUCCUCCCUCCAGCCAACGAAGAGCCAGGCUCCGCUCCAGGACGCCCGGACCCCAGGAAGCCUCCCAAGGCCAAGCCGAGCCUCCUGCGCAGGGUUGGGGCCCUGGCCAACACCCUCUCCCAACACACCUUCCAGACCACGGCCCAGGUGCUGAAGCAGGGCCACGCCCUGGCCAUGUGGGUGCCUGGCCUGUCACCGCUGAGCAGCCUGGCCCAGUGGGGCACGUCAGCGGCCAUGCAGGUGGUGUUCCGGCGGCGGAGCAGCGUGCGGGUGCCCUGGCUGCACAGCCUCGCUGCCGCCCAGGACGAGGACCACGAGGACCAGACGGACACCGAGGAGGAGGAGGAAGAGAGCAAGGAGGAGGCGGAGGAGGAGGAGGAGGAGGAGGAGGAGGAGGAGGUGGAGGAGAAGCUCAGUGAGGUGGCAACCCCUCCCCGGCCGCCAGGCCUGCUGGGCAGCGUGGCACACGCCCUGCACAAGGCCGUCCGGGGCACCAUCUCGGCUGUGACGUGGGCGCCUGCCACUGCGCUGGGCAUGGCAGGGCGCAUGCUGGGCCUCAGGUCGGCCCGCACUGUCUCCUCGACCAAAGGCAGGGCCAUGUCCCUGUCCGACGCCCUGAAGGGGGUUACGGACAACGUGGUGGACACGGUGGUGCACUAUGUGCCGCUCCCCAGGUUGUCACUGAUGGAGCCCGAGAGCGAGUUCCGGGACAUCGACAACCCGCCGGAUGAGACAGAGCGCCGGGCGUCUGGGGCGCCGGCCGGCCUGGCGCAGCCCCGAGGCAGCCUGCGCGGCAUGAGGACGCAGAGCCUGGAGGACAGAGUGGACCUGGCCGCUGCCCCGCGCUCAGCCUUCCCAGCUGCGCCCCGCGAGAAGCCGGCGCGCAGGGUCAGCGACAGCUUCUUCCGGCCCAGCGUCAUGGAGCCCAUCCUGAGCCGCGCGCAGUACAGCCACCUGCGCAAGAAGAGCUGAGCGCCCGUGCCGCCGGCCACCGCCGCGGGGCGCCGGAGCCAGGGCCGUGUCACCAGCAAGUAAGCAGAACCUAUACGUCCACGAGAGUGUUGACUUCUUCAAAGUAGCCCCCGGGGCCCCCUGCAGCUCGGCACACGUCGUCUCUGAGCAUCUUUUGUGGGCUUUGCGGCCAAUUUUAAAGAAAAAUCUGAGCAGCCA